This is a messenger RNA of Cariama cristata (Red-legged seriema), 570 nucleotides long. RefSeq names its product delta-1-pyrroline-5-carboxylate dehydrogenase, mitochondrial-like. The record is from RefSeq and is a predicted model, not a curated record. NCBI's taxonomy places the organism in Eukaryota, Metazoa, Chordata, Aves, Cariamiformes, Cariamidae. Gene Ontology annotation, molecular function: L-glutamate gamma-semialdehyde dehydrogenase (NAD+) activity. The annotation marks the transcript as partial. The transcript has 6 exons.
AUCAAAGUGGGAGAUCCCGCCCAGGACUUUGGGACGUUUUUCUCUGCGGUGAUUGAUGACAAGUCUUUUGCACGGAUAAAGAAAUGGAUCGAGCACGCCAAGAAGUCGUCCAACCUCACCAUCCUGGCGGGAGGCGGCUGCGACGACAGCGUUGGGUACUUCAUCGAGCCGUGCAUCGUGGAGAGCAAAGACCCGCAGGAUCCCAUCAUGAAAGAGGAAAUUUUUGGCCCCGUCCUCACGGUGUACGUCUACCCGGAGAAGCGGUACAAGGAGGUGCUGGAGCUGAUCGACACCACCACGCCCUACGGCCUCACGGGAGCGGUCUUCGCCCAGGAGAAGAGAAUCAUCGACGAAGCCAGGACCCUUCUGCGCAACGCGGCCGGCAAUUUCUACAUCAACGAUAAGUCGACGGGCGCCGUUGUGGCUCAGCAACCCUUCGGAGGCUCCCGCAUCUCAGGCACCAACGACAAACCGGGUGGUCCCCACUACGUCCUGCGCUGGACCUCUCCCCAGGCCGUCAAAGAGACGCACGUGCCCCUGGGGGACUGGCGCUACGCCUACAUGCAGUGA